Messenger RNA from Planococcus citri (citrus mealybug), 2232 nucleotides. RefSeq names its product venom protease-like. NCBI's taxonomy places the organism in Eukaryota, Metazoa, Arthropoda, Insecta, Hemiptera, Pseudococcidae. The record is from RefSeq and is a predicted model, not a curated record. Gene Ontology annotation, biological process: proteolysis. The transcript is spliced from 8 exons. Gene Ontology annotation, molecular function: serine-type endopeptidase activity. Bases 291 to 1466 code for a protein of 391 amino acids.
UGAUAGAAAAUCUAAUACAGUAGCUAAGCUACCUAUCUAAUCUGAGCUACCUUGACAUUGUGCGAACAAGUGCUAAAAAUUAUUGUUUUGUAACGAAAUUUCUACGCCAGUCUUGAAUUAUUAUAAUUUUUCAUUUGGUUUGUAAUUUUUUAUGGUUCGAGUGAAUAAUAAGUGGUGUUUUUACAUUUUAUUCGGCGCUUUAUUUUGAUUUAAUCAUGUGUCUGUGGAAUUGCAUAAGUUGGAAAUAUUGAUAUUGACCGGACAUUUAUGUUGCAGAUUAGUACAAAAAAAUGCGGUUUCAUUAUUUGUGCUUUGGAGUGUUGAUGGUGCUCUGCGAUGAUGCAUUUAGCUACAAGAUCAAUCGAAGAGUGAUUAGACAAAGUGGUGAUAAUUCUUGCACCACACCAGAUAAUCAACCAGGAUAUUGCUUAAAACUAAAAAAUUGCACACAUCUUUAUGAACGAUUGGGAAGAGUUCCACUCGCACCAGAACUUGCCAGCUUUUUACGAAAAUCUCGCUGUGGAGAAGAAAGCGAUAAAUCACCGAAAGUUUGCUGUAGUGUUUCAACUUCAGUAGACCUAUCUGCAACUUCGACCCCUUCGCCAGGAACUGCUACUCCGAAGUCAGCUGGUGAUUUUGAAAAUAGAUUGAGUGAAGAUGAGCAGAAGUACUCUGUUUGCGGUAAAACAACCAGAAACACUUGGAAAAUUGUCGGAGGAGGGAAUACAACUUUAGGCGAUUGGCCAUGGAUGGUAGCGUUAGGAUAUACUUCUCCCAGUGAUUCUGAUCCUUCGUAUCGUUGCGGUGGAAGUUUAAUUUCGAAUAAAUGGAUCGUCACAGCUGCUCACUGCGUUUUAAAUACUGGAAGACUUAAUAUUUCAGUAGCUCGAUUGGGAGAACUAAAUCUUGAUAAGGCUGUCAAUGAUGGAGCCGCACCAGUGGAAAUACCAAUAGAGGAAAGUAUUCCACAUCCCGAUUAUAACUCUAAGCAGUACAUAAAUGAUAUUGCCUUAUUGAGGUUGAAAAAUCCUGUAACUUUCACUUCGCAAAUCCGUCCUAUUUGUAUACCGAACAAGAAUGAAUACGGAAAUGAUGCAUUUUAUUCCAAAAAACUUCCAUUUGUCAUCGGAUGGGGAAGUACAGAAUAUCGAGGACCCAUGUCAAAUGUACUACAAGAAGUUCAACUUGAAAUAAUUGAUGCAGCAACUUGUACUGAAAAAUACCGAAAUCUGACUCAAUCAGUUAUUGAUAAUCGAGUGUUGUGUGCAUCUAAGAAAAAGAAAGAUUCUUGUCAGGGUGACUCUGGUGGUCCUCUAAUGAUACCGAUUAAAUCAUCUUACUAUUUAGCUGGAAUAGUAUCGUAUGGACUCAAAUGUGCUGAUUUCAAUUAUCCUGGCAUUUACACUCGAGUUGCUCAAUUCAGUGAUUGGAUCAAUAGUGUCACAGGAGUUGGAACGUCGCGCUGAAAUCAUAAUAUUUACACGAAUGAUUUUUUUGUGUUCGAGAAGUGCAUAUUUAGUAAAUUCAUCUACCUGUCUUACUAGCGAGAAAAUUUUUUGAACUACUUUCUGGUUUGAACAAAACUAAGUCAUUUUUGGAUUUCUUGAAAAUUUCAAAAAAUUUCAAAAACUUAUUUUAAAGAGAUUUUAAAAAUUUUUCACGAAACGUGAAUUUUUUGAGCAAAGGUAACCCAUGUGAAUAACUCGUUCAAUUCAACUCACAAAUGAGCCGUUUUGGAGCCUCCAGCAGUUUUUCAAAUUUCUCCAGAAAUCAUAAUCACUCGGGAAUUAAGGGCCAACAAUGCGUAGUUGUUGAUGUGUUGGAGUUGGUUAUUGAAGGAAUUAUUCAUAUUGAUUCGUUCAUUUCGCUCAACAAAAUUUGUAUCUCAUGAAAGAUUUUUGAAAAUCAUCCUCUUGAAACAUGUUUUUUUUUUAAAUGUUUGAAAAUUCAUCAAAAAUAUAAAUUUGAGCUUUAGAGCUACUGAAAUUUCAUUGAAAUCGGAGAGUGUGAGAUCAAAAGGCUGAAAAACAUCGCUUGAACCAAUUUCGUAGAGAUGUUAUUGUUUUUUCUUGAGAGGAAAAAAAUAUCGAACUCUCACUCACCUACUGAUUAAUAAAAUGCAUCUGAUACUUUAAUAUCAACUUUCUAUUUGAAAUGUAUGAAAUAAUAUUUUUGUCUUUUCUUCUUUAUUUUACGUGAUUGUCUUUUCCUAAACAAAGAGAUUCAAAAGUU